AUGUCGUCUACAACAAUAACAGGAACAUCACCUUUGACAUAUUCGAAUUUGAUUGCUGCUUCAACAAUUUAUUCUCAUAAAGAUUCAGCAUCUUCAAGUGAAUCAAUAGAAUCAAGUGCAUCAACCAUUAAAUUAUCACUGGGUACUCCACCACCAACCAUUUCAACUAUUCCAAUAACAACUUCUACAACUACCACUCCAAUAAUAACAACCACAACCAAUACAUUCACCAUCAUCAAACAAUCACCAUACUUUAAACAACCAAUACUGCAACCACAACAACAACAGCAGCUGCUGCAACAACCCAUAGUAACCAUCCCUCGCAAAUCAAAAAUACCAAUCCCAAGCUAUUACGUCGCCCCCAAGAGUACUCUCCAAGAACUGGAUUCAUUAGAAAGUACCAGCUCCUCAUCAUCCUCCACCUCAUUAUGUUCAGCCAGUUCAAUGUCUUCCUCUUCAUCAUAUAUGAUGAUGAUGCCCCCCAAACUUGUCCGUAAAAAGUCGGGAGAAUUAGUUAAAUCAUCUUUGAAACUUCCACAAUUAUUACAACGUUCAUUAUCCACUCCCCAAUUGACUGCAAGAAAAUCAGUGCGAUUUGCUAGUCGAUUGAUUAAUGUGAAGAUGUUUGAUGGAUGUGCUUCUCCUGCCACUGUGAGUUCUGGUCAGACUACUCCUUUGAAUGAAGAUGAUGAUGAGUUUGAUGAUGAGGAUUAUAGAUUUUUGAAACAAAAACCAAGAAGAGUUGAUUAUUUUGAUUGGAAUUGGCAUGGGAAUUCAAGUAAAGGUAGUAGUGAUUAUAGUUCUGAGAAUAAUAGUGAUGAUGAUGAGGAUGAUUAUUGGCUGUCUCCAAAAUUGGUUACUGGUACUACUAGUAAAGAAUAUAGAUUAACUAGUCAUAAUAUUCCUAAGAUUGUUAAUACUAAGGAUUCAGUUGUUUGGUUACCUUCAGCAUAUGUAUUGAAAACUGAUGGGAAAACUUAUCUUUAUGGAUUAAUUAAUGUUAAGAAUUUAGCAUUUGAAAAGAAGUUGUAUAUUAAAUUAACUUUAAAUAAUUGGAAAACAAGUAUUGUAUUUGGUGGGAAUUCAAUUAUUAAUUUUGUUAAAAGUAUUGGAGAUAUUGAUCAAUUUAAAUUUAAAAUUAAUGUUGAUGAUUUAAUUUUAAAUAAAUAUGAUGGUGUUAAUGUUGAUUUACAAAUGUGUCUUAAAUAUGAAGUUAAUAAUCAAACUUAUUGGGAUAAUAAUGGUGGUGCUAAUUAUCAAUUCACUUUAAGUAUGGUUAAUGGAAUUAAAUCUUAUACUUAUAAACCAACAUCCAACCCUGCUUCUAGUGCUAAUGCUACUGCUGCCGCUUCUGCUGCUACUCCAAAGAAGGAUAGUGAAGAAUCUCAUCAAUUUAACGAGUUGAUUAGUAAGUUGAUCUUACAUCAACAAGGUACAAAAUCAGAAGGUACAUCACCAGCACCACCAGCAACACAAGCACCAGCACCCGCUGCACCAAAGAAGUCAAUUCCAUCAUUUCCACAACCACAACGAUUCUCAUUCUCAGUUCAAAACAAUUUUGAAGAUCAUCAUAAACCACCUAUCCAUCGUCCAUUUCUCAGACAAUCAUUCUCUUCAAGUGAUAUAGUAUCCACUCCAAAUUCACAAUCUGCACAACAACCAAUUGGCCGUCCAAAAUAUUCACAAUCUUUUAGACAAAGGCAACAAAAGAAGAAUGAAGCAUUUAGUAAUCUGAAACCGGAAUUUUCAAGUAUGUGUUAUGCUGAUUUGAUUAAUAAUUAUUGUUUUGCAAAUAGUUCAAAUUCAGUUCCAAGUUCAAAUCAAAGUACUGCUGCUACUAGUGCUAAUACAAGUACAGUAUCUACACCUGUACUUGGAAGUUGUUCACCAACUACUGCAUCUACACUUUAUUCAUUGAGUGAUUCUAUCCAUAUUUAA
Messenger RNA from Hemisphaericaspora subhashii, 1938 nucleotides. It is a transcript of the gene GAC1, whose product is annotated as protein phosphatase regulator. Gene Ontology annotation, biological process: regulation of glycogen biosynthetic process. Gene Ontology annotation, molecular function: glycogen binding; protein phosphatase 1 binding. The transcript has a single exon. Lineage: Eukaryota; Fungi; Ascomycota; Pichiomycetes; Serinales; Debaryomycetaceae. The record is from RefSeq and is a predicted model, not a curated record. Gene Ontology annotation, cellular component: protein phosphatase type 1 complex. The coding region runs from base 1 to 1938 and encodes 645 amino acids.